AAUGUGAGAGAAUGAUAAAAUGGUGCAUUCGUCGAUCAAACCGGGCCACACAUCCGAAGCCAGAAAUUAAAUUAACAUCCACCAUUUUGUUUAUUUUCGCGAAAAUAAGUCUUUUCCCGGAUACGCUGUAGAAUAUUGCUGUUUUACCGCUAGACAACAGAGUGAUCUAUUACUCCUGGCAAUGAAUAUAAGAUUAGGAAUGUGCUAUUAGCGUUCCUAUCUAUUAUCGGGCCCUUGUGUUGAAAUUUGCAGACAUCGUCCGCGCCGCUAGUAAACAUAUUUGAAAAUUAACAGCAUUACGUGGAAGAAAAAUAAAAACCCACCUACGCAGGGUACCAGAGUUGAUGAGAAAAGUUCGGAUAAUUACCAAGUUCAAAGGGAGCAAUCCCCUAGCGUUAGAGGUACGUGAAGUGCAGUAAUCGGAGUUCGGACGUCAUAAGUGCGAAUAAGCUGUGAGCGUACAGUCUAUUCUUAUGGUGGAAUAUUUGUUCAGGAAAUAACCAAGAGUAGUGGGCGAGAGUCCCCCGUGGCGCGCCCGGCUAACAUGAACCACACGCCUGCACCGGACAGGCAGCAUCAGCACGACUCCAAUGUUAAUCAGGUGGAGGAGAUGGAGACUCAAGAUGUGGAAACUGUAGACGCUGUCACUGACAAGACCUGGGACGACGAACUUAUGAAAGGUCCCAACGGCGAAGUAGUCAUGGGCGAGGUUAUGAAGAAUCAGGAGACCACAUCUUCAGACAUGCCGCUGGCUUGUCUCGACACCGAGAUGGAGGAUGAUGAGGCGCGGUCAGAAACGACAUUCCGCUUCACGGUACAGAACUUCAGGAACUUGAAAGAUUCCGUACUGUCGCCGGCGUGCUACGUCCGGAACUUACCGUGGAAGAUAAUGGUGAUGCCGAGACAAGCGCCCUCACCCGACCGACAACAGCAGAAGUCGCUAGGAUUCUUCCUUCAGUGUAAUGGGGAGAGUGAGUCUUCGAGUUGGUCAUGCUAUGCUAUGGCAGAGUUAAGACUAAUCUCCCACAAGCCAGAUACCGAACCCUUCUUUAGGAAGAUUCAACACUUGUUUUAUAGCAAAGAAAACGAUUGGGGUUUCUCCCACUUCAUGGCUUGGAACGACGUAUUGGAUCCCGAGAAGGGUUACAUAAAGGACGACGCAAUCACGUUGGAAGUGCACGUGACCGCCGAAGCACCUCACGGUGUCUCUUGGGACUCGAAGAAACAUACCGGUUAUGUCGGUCUCAAGAACCAAGGCGCGACGUGCUACAUGAAUUCGUUGUUACAAACUUUAUAUUUUACAAAUCAACUACGUAAAGCUGUUUACAAGAUGCCCACAGAAUCUGACGAUAGUACCAGGUCUGUGGCUCUGGCACUGCAAAGAGUUUUCUACGAGCUUCAGUUUUCCGAUAAGCCAGUUGGCACGAAGAAGCUUACAAAGAGUUUUGGAUGGGAGACACUUGACUCUUUUAUGCAGCAUGAUGUGCAGGAGUUUCUUAGGGUAUUGUUAGAUAAAUUGGAAAGUAAAAUGAAGGGUACAUGCGUGGAAGGAACAGUCCCUCGCCUGUUCGAGGGCAAAAUGACGUCGUACAUCAAGUGCAAGAACGUGAACGUCUCCAGCACGCGUGUCGAAACGUUUUACGAUAUUCAACUUAAUAUUAAAGGGAAAAAGAACAUCGAUGAAUCGUUCAAAGACUACAUCAGCACAGAGACCCUGGAUGGUGAGAAUAAAUACGACGCCGGAGAGCAUGGUCUCCAGGAGGCGGAGAAGGGAGUGAUCUUUGCGUCAUUCCCUCCCGUGCUCCAUUUACACCUCAUGCGGUUCCAGUAUGAUCCCAUCACCGAUAGCUCAGUCAAGUUUAAUGAUAGGUUUGAGUUCUAUGAACAUAUCAACUUAGAUGCGUACCUACAAGAGAAACCCGAGACCCCAGCCGACUACACACUACACGCUGUACUGGUCCACUCAGGAGACAACCACGGUGGGCACUACGUAGUCUUCAUCAACCCCAAGGGUGAUGGCAAGUGGUGUAAGUUCGACGAUGACGUGGUAUCACGUUGUACCAAGCAGGAAGCCAUAGAGUACAACUACGGUGGACACGACGAGGACAUGACGUUGACUGUCCGUCACUGCACCAACGCAUACAUGUUGGUUUAUAUAAGGGACUCACAGUUGAAGACUGUUUUGCAAGAGGUGACUCAGGCAGAUAUUCCUACGGAGCUGAGCGAAAGGCUGGCUGAAGAAAAGAGAAUUGAAACUAUUCGUCGCAAGGAGCGCAACGAAGCUCAUUUGUACAUGAAUGUGAAUGUAGUCCUAGAGGAGGCGUUUGACGGUCACCAGGGUAACGAUUUAUAUGAUCCGGAGCGUGCCCACUACCGCGUGUUCCGCGUUAGAAAGCAGGCCACUGUUGCUGAGCUUAUGGAGAUGUUAGCUGAGAACUUCAAGUAUCCACUCAAGCAGCUCAGGCCGUGGCCUUUCAGUGCGCGUUCUAACCAGACAUGCAGACCGACUUGCCUAGACAUAGUCAACGACCAACACAAGACUGUGUCAGACGUCUCCGAGAACAUGAACCCGUGGAACAUAUUCUUGGAGAUGUUACCUCCUGACUCCGGCUUCAGCGCGCUCCCGACCUUCGACAAGGAGAAUGAUGUGGUGUUGUUCUUCAAGUUCUACGACCCUAAACAGAAGCGCAUACACUACUGCGGGCACCAUUACUUGCCGAUCGCCAGCAAGCCCGCGGAUCUUAUUCCUAUACUUAAUAAGCGUGCAGGGUUCCCACCUGACACACCACUCGUUCUAUACGAAGAGAUCAAGCCAGACUUUGUUGAGAAAAUCAACAACUACAGCGAACCUCUUGAAAAGCUGAUGGACGGCGACAUCAUCGUUUUCGAGCGCGCUGACCAUCGACACGAGGACCUGGAGCUGCCAACCUGUCAGGACUACUUCAAGUACAUCUUCUACAAGGUCGAGGUGCAAUUUGUGGAUAAGACUGUCCCUAACGACCCUGGGUUUACUAUGGAGUUGUCGAUGCAGAUGCGUUACGACCAGAUGGCGAGAGCAGUCGGACAGAGACUCAACGUCGACCCCUACUUAAUACAGUUCUUUAAGUGUCAAAACUACAAGGACACCCCGGGACUUCCACUCAGAUACUCAUACGACGGAAUACUUAAGGAUUUGUUAGUGUACUGUAAACCAAAGUGCCCUAAGAAGUUGUUCUACCAGAUAUUAUCUAUUAAAGUUAAUGAAUUGGAUAACAAAAAACAGUUUAAAUGUUUAUGGGUUGGUCCAAAUUAUAAAGAAGAUAAGGAAUUAAUUUUAUAUCCAAAUAAAGGUGGUAAGGUGUCAGAUAUUUUACAAGAGGCAGCUAAGGUCGUGGAAAUGUCACCGGACGGUUCGGGAACAUUAAGGAUCGUGGAGGUGUCGUGUCACAAAGUAUUACCGGGGCCCGAUCCUGACCUGACUCUCGACCAAGUCACCAUAUCGCCGCCCAGACUAUAUAGAAUAGAGGAAGUACCUAGAGACGAGGUCAACUUAGCGGACGACGAGAUCAUAGUGCCGUGUGCCCACUUCCACAAGCAGGUGUACGCGACAUUUGGCAUCCCCUUCUACACGCGCGUCAAACACAACGAGCCCUUCCAGGCCGUCAAGGACCGGCUGCAGAAAAAACUCGACAUACCUGAUAAGGAAUGGGAAAAGUACAAUUUCGCUAUAGUGACAAACGGCAGACCUAACUACAUAAGUGAAGGAGCGACAAUAAACAUUUAUGACUUCAGGCCAAGUAGUAACGCGAACGCGACGGCCCGGCCGUGGCUCGGGCUGGAGCAUAUCAACAAGACGCCGAAGCGAUCCCGCGUCAACUACCUAGAGAAGGCGAUCAAGAUAUACAACUGAGCCAUCACGUGCGCUCCCUGGUUGGCCGGUCGGGCGCGCCCAGCCCGCUAGUUCGACACACCGCGACACUACGCCCGCGCCCCGCGCCCCGCACGCCCUGUACUCUUACUUUCUCUCUUCCUCCACGUUGUCAUUUAUUUGGCUUCUUCUAUUACAGAUAAAUGUAACGUUAACUUUGUGCACGCGCUUGUGCCGUGUUACUGUCGCCUGGGUACGCAACUUAAUAGCCUUAUUUAUAUAGUUAUAUGCAUCGCUAACACCAAUAUUUGACUUUCUUUACUGCCCUAUUUAUUCUAAGAAGGAAACUGAUCCUGUUCACGUGGAGUAGACGCAGGCCAUAGAAUAGUCAAGCUAGGAAAUGCUUUUAUGAUUAUUUCUAACUUUAUUUUUAAUGGCCGUCGUUUAAUAUUAGAGUUGUCACGGAAGCAGGAGAAGUUUUGCUGGUAAAGUGAUCCAUUCGAGUAUUAUGUUAUUCUAUUUUUUUCAUGUUUGUAUAACACUAUAUAUUAUUUUGUUAAAUCUGUGGCAUUAAUAGACUUAAACUUGAUCAUUUGGGAAACGAGUUGAGUAAACAGUAAUAAUGAAAUUAAACUGAACGUGGCCGCUAUCAUACAAACGAAUGCAACGGCUUGGUCACGUAGUUUUCUUGUAGAUAGUUUGCGUAUACCGUGGCGACCUGUUUGUUUCUGAACACAUUUAGUCGGCGCGCGGGCGUCGCUCAGACUGUGAAACACGUCUCCCCUAAACCAGUGAGUGAACCACGUGGCCUCCCGUACAUACUGACAUGUCUACAGUUGUUUUUUAUAUUAGUUUAAUGAAAGCUGUUGGUUGAACGAGGCAGAGGCAAGAUCGCGAGUCGCCUCGAAGGUUGUGCCAACUGUCCCAGCCUCGCUCAGUCGAGCAGCGCGGUCGUCUGGGGUGAUUCGGCAAUGUAAAGCAUUUUCACGGAGUAUACAAGAAACAUUAUUUAGACAUGAAUUUGAAUAGUAAUAAAAUGUGCCUCUGUGUGUUGACGCUUGUUUGAUUAACUAUAUUAACAAACUAGUGUAAUAUAAAGAAGUAUUUACAGUUAAAGCGGCUUGCUGAUCGUUCCUUGUGACAGCAAAGUUCUGAGAAGCUUGUAUUGUUAAAAAUACUAUUUUAUUAUAAAUGUUGAACAUAGUAAUCGAGUUGGAUGAAAUGCAUGAUAUUAAUAGUUUAAUUAAUAUUCAAAGUUAUUAUAACUUCCAAAAUAGAAAAAUAUGGUGAUAAACGACAUACGCUUUACAUAUACCCCCCAUUAAUUAAUUUUGUACCAAUUUACAUGUAACAUAUAUUUGCUUGACAUGUUGCGUCCAUUUUUUUGCAUCAUGGAGAAAUCUUGAACUAUGACCAUGACUGUCAAAUGAAUUUGAAUAGAGUAAAAGAAUUGGUUUUGUAUCUACAAUGAUGGUAUUGUGAUAAUAAAUAUUAGUGAAGCCUGUACAUAGCUGCUGCACAUACCUUUACAAACGACAAUCAUGUCUGGGUUUGUGCUUUUCUAUAAAAAUAAUGUUAAAAGACACUCGCUAAAACUUCAUGUGUAAUCUGUUUUUAUAGAAAUUAUUGGAGUAUAUUAUAUACUAAAGUCUAAAAUGUUUUAUUGAUUGUCGAAUUGCCAACACCUACGUGUAUGUUUGGGGCUAAAGCAAUAUCAAUUAGUCUAAUAUAGUACCGCGACAAGGCGUAGCGAGUAGCGGCCUCAACUGUACACUAGGUUUAUUUGCACAUAUAGAAUAACGUUAGCACUGUAUUGUUAAUUCUGGCUAAAAGCGUCCGAGCGAUCUGAAGCGGUCUACAUGUUACUAUUUAAUAAUUGGUUAAAUCAGAAUCUUUCCAUUGAGAAAUCCAUUGUAAAAUUAUACUUUUUGGAGGAAUGUUAUUCACUACAUGUUUCGUGAAAAUACAAAUGCGAGUACGUGGCUCUUAAUUACUAUAUUAUAUUAAUCUUAGAAAUGGUUAUUAUACAUAGUAAGAGUGAAUCUAUUUCCUGAAAGUAUAACUUUAUAUAAUGUUACUGUUUAAUUUUAUACUUGACCUGCCAGAGAUAUGUUACGUUUUUAAAUAAAUGAUUAUGUCGAAAUUAUGUAUAUAUAUGAUGUAAUAAAUUAAGAAAAAAAUACAAUAAGUUUUCGUAAAGAUGCCUUAGACGUUUUAAGACAUUUUUAGUGGUUUGAAAUGAUAAUACUUAAUUUAAUUUAUACCCUUUUUAGUUUUUAUUUCGUGUCUGGAGAAGGUAACUUCACAUCUCGAGUAUAUCUCUGUUGUCUAUGAGUGCAAGCGAUGUUUCCGUCGAUUGUGUUCCUUCUAAUGUUUCUGUUCAAAUCGUUAAUUUUAUGUUAACAUUGUGUGUUGGUUGCGCUAUUUUCAUUAACAUGGUUUGAGGUAUAUUGAAAGAACUUAGAAACAUAGUGGCUUAGUAGCUGAUACAUGCCGUCGAUAAUAAAAUGGCAAAUGGGAUUAUAGUCUAUUAAUUGUUUCACAUAUUGAGCUAUUUUACUAGGUUCGAAGCAGUUGUGUAGGCGAGUCUGUAUACAGCUUGUGCAAACAUUGAAAGUAUCCCAAUGUUUGUUAUGUUGGAUUUGAAUGUUUCAUUGAAUAUAAUCCUAUAUUUGUUUUA
Messenger RNA from Spodoptera frugiperda (fall armyworm), 6527 nucleotides. It is a transcript of the gene Usp7, whose product is annotated as ubiquitin carboxyl-terminal hydrolase 7-like. The transcript has 22 exons. Lineage: Eukaryota; Metazoa; Arthropoda; Insecta; Lepidoptera; Noctuidae. The coding region runs from base 545 to 3889 and encodes 1114 amino acids. The record is from RefSeq and is a predicted model, not a curated record. Gene Ontology annotation, cellular component: nucleus; cytosol. Gene Ontology annotation, molecular function: cysteine-type endopeptidase activity; protein binding; cysteine-type deubiquitinase activity. Gene Ontology annotation, biological process: protein deubiquitination; regulation of protein stability.